Cataglyphis hispanica is the source of this 507-nucleotide messenger RNA. RefSeq lists its product as uncharacterized. The transcript has a single exon. The record is from RefSeq and is a predicted model, not a curated record. The coding region runs from base 1 to 507 and encodes 168 amino acids. NCBI's taxonomy places the organism in Eukaryota, Metazoa, Arthropoda, Insecta, Hymenoptera, Formicidae.
AUGAGCGACAUCUUGAGUAUCGCCGGAGAACCGAUCUUCGACGAUCGCAUCGUCAAGAUCGAAACUCACACGUACAACCCUUACGCUAAUAUCACAUUUGGAAAUAACGAUGAGAUACGAAUUCCUAUACAACAACAGGAUCUGUACACGUUAUCUUGCGAGAGUUUCCUCUACAUCGAGGGCAGACUCGAGUCGAAGAAAUCAUCGGGCGCGGAGGGCGAAAGCUCGACGAGACUGGUGAACAAUUGCGCCGCGUUUAUGUUCGAGGAAAUUCGCUACGAGCUCGAUGGGGUGGAGAUCGAUCGAAGCAGAAACGUCGGAAUAACGAGCACGAUCAAGAAUUACGCGUCGUUGACGGUAGAAAGAAGCAGUAUAUUGCAGAACGCCGGAUGGGACUUCGCGGCGAAGAGUCACGCGAUCGACGAUUUUAACCUUUGCGUACCUCUCAGCGUGUUGCUAGGUUUCUGCAAGGAUUACAAGCGCGUCGUGAUUAAUGCGCGACACUAA